GGCGCGCGCAAGCGCAGAAGCCGCCGGAAGCGCGGAUUCGAGUCUUUCCUUCCCGGCUUUCUCCAUCUUCUCCCCGGACCCUGGUCACAGCCGCAAGUGACCCUUUCCCCACCCCAGGGGGGCGGUGGCAGGAGACCAUGGAGAACGCUGAGGGUGCCGACCCGAGCACCCCGGAGCGGAGCAGUCCAGCCCAGGGGCCAGCCGAGAGCGCCCCUCCGCAGGUGCCUGGGGCGGGGCAGGGGCAGCUCCUGUACCACGAGGAGACCAUUGACCUCGGUGGAGAUGAGUUUGGGUCUGAAGAGAACGAGCCCGUGUCAGAAGACUCUAGCCACUUCGGGGACAAGCUGAAUGAGCACUUGAUGGAGAGCGUCCUCAUCUCCGACUCUCCCAGCAACAGUGAGGACGAUGCGGGGGACCCGGGCUGUUUGCAGGACGUCAUGGAGCCCGCCAGAGGGACCGCAGGCCCCACGCUGGAGGACGUCAUAGACAAGGGAGCACUGGACACUCCAAGUGAUGACGUUGGAAGCGAUGGAGAGGACACGCCCAGAGACGUCUCGGACGUGACCCCUGAUAGCAGAGCGUCGCUGAAGGAAGACCCAGAGCAAGAAGAAGCGGAAGACCUGCCCACUUUGGAGAACGGAGGUGUGGGGGCCUCGGGCCCGGGGGCAGGAGAGGCGCCCCCGGGGGGUGCGGCAUCGGGCGUGUGCCCCCGGCAGCCCCCCCCCAGGGACGAGCCCGUGCCCGUGUGCACCAUCUUCAGCCAGCCGCAGCCCGCCGGCUCCCAGCCCCCGUCCCUGCGCGAUGGCUUCGAGUCUCAGAUGGUGAAAUCUCCUAGUUUCAGCGGCGCGAGCGAGGCAGCGCCCAGGACCCCUCCACAGGUGGUCCAGCCAAGCCCCAGCCUGAGUAAGUUUUUUGGAGAUACGGCCGGCGCUAACUCCUUGGCCUCCGACUUCUUUGACUCCUUCACAACGUCCACGUUCAUCUCCGUCAGUAAUCCCAACGCCGGCUCUUCGGUUCCGGAAAACUUGUCUUCACUCGCUGCCACUCCGGGGGCAGAAAACUCCCCGGGCUCUGCUUCCUACUCCCCAGGGAUGGAAAGAUCAGAGUCUGGCAUUUCCUCGGCUUCUCUAGAAAUUCCCCAGUCUCCAAAACCGUUUUCGCAGAUCCAGGCUGUGUUUGCAGGGAGCGAGGACCCCUUUGCCACCGCCCUGAGCAUGAGCGAGAUGGACCGCAGAAACGACGCCUGGCUUCCCGGGGAGGCGACCAGGAAGGUCCUGAUUUCGGUGGCAACCCAGCAGUACAGCACGGUGUUCGUGGACAAGGAGGACCUCACCAUGCCAGGCCUCAAGUUUGACAACAUCCAGGGAGAUGCAGUUAAAGACUUAAUGCUUCGCUUCCUGGGUGAAAAAGCUGCAGCAAAGAGACAGGUCCUCAGUGCCAACUCGGUAGAACAGUCCCUGGUCGGGCUGAAGCAGCUCAUUAGCUGCCGGAACUGGAGAGCAGCGGUGGACCUGUGCGGGCGGCUCCUCACCGCCCACGGCCAGGGCUACGGCAAGAGCGGGCUGCCCACCAGCCACACGGCCGACUCGCUGCAGCUCUGGUUUGUGAGGCUGGCGCUGCUGGUGAAGCUGGGCCUUUUCCAGAAUGCUGAAAUGGAGUUUGAGCCCUUUGGGAACCUCGACCAGCCAGAUCUCUACUAUGAGUACUACCCUCACGUGUACCCUGGGCGAAGGGGCUCCAUGGUCCCCUUCUCGAUGCGGAUCCUGCACGCGGAGCUUCAGCAGUACCUGGGGAACCCUCAGGAGUCGCUGGACAGACUGCACAGGGUGAAGGCCGUCUGCAGCAAGAUCCUCACGAACCUGCAGCAGGGCCUGGCCGAGGACGGGAGCACCAGCGGCCUCUCUCAGGAGAACAGACAAGCCUCCAUCCAGCUGUGGCGGUCCCGCCUGGGCCGCGUGAUGUGCUCCAUGGCCAACUGUCUGCUGCUCAUGAAGGACUACGUGCUGGCGGUGGACGCCUACCGCUCGGUCAUCCAGCACCACCCGGAGCAGGAGCCCCAGCUGCUGAGCUGUAUUGGCCGGAUCUUCCUUCAGAUUGGAGACAUAAAAACGGCUGAAAAGUAUUUUCAAGACGUAGAGAAAGUGACACAGAAAUUGGAUGGACUACAGGGUAAAGUGAUGGUUUUAAUGAACAGAGCUUUCCUUCACCUCGGUCAGAAUAACUUUGCAGAAGCUCACAGAUUCUUCACAGAAAUUCUAAGGAUCGAACCAACAAAUGCAGUGGCCAACAACAACGCCGCCGUGUGCCUGCUGUACCUGGGCAGACUCAAGGCCUCGCUGCGGCAGCUGGAGGCCAUGGUGCAGCAGGACCCCCGGCACUACCUGCAUGAGAGCGUGCUCUUCAACCUGACCACCAUGUACGAGCUGGAGUCGUCCCGCAGCCUGCAGAAGAAGCAGGCCCUGCUCGAGGCAGUGGCCAGCAAGGAGGGGGACUGCUUCAACACGCAGUGCCUCAAGCUGGCCUAGGUCUCCAGCCUGUGCGCGUGGACACCGGCGCUAACGUGUGACCCAAUAAAAGCUCCCCCACCCGUG
Molecule: messenger RNA, 2591 nt
Organism: Camelus dromedarius (Arabian camel)
Lineage: Eukaryota; Metazoa; Chordata; Mammalia; Artiodactyla; Camelidae
Gene: TRAPPC12
Product: trafficking protein particle complex subunit 12
Exons: 12
Coding region: 138-2525 (795 amino acids)
Cellular component (GO): TRAPP complex; Golgi apparatus
Molecular function (GO): protein binding
Source: RefSeq, a predicted model, not a curated record